This is a messenger RNA of Girardinichthys multiradiatus, 2288 nucleotides long. Its product is annotated as palmitoyltransferase ZDHHC20-B-like. Gene Ontology annotation, biological process: protein targeting to membrane; peptidyl-L-cysteine S-palmitoylation; synaptic vesicle maturation. Gene Ontology annotation, molecular function: protein-cysteine S-palmitoyltransferase activity. The coding region runs from base 35 to 1090 and encodes 351 amino acids. Gene Ontology annotation, cellular component: endoplasmic reticulum; Golgi apparatus. The transcript is spliced from 13 exons. NCBI's taxonomy places the organism in Eukaryota, Metazoa, Chordata, Actinopteri, Cyprinodontiformes, Goodeidae. The record is from RefSeq and is a predicted model, not a curated record.
GCUAUGACGUCACCGUCAGGUACACGGAUUAAAAAUGGCCCCUUCUCAUACGUUGAAGUGCUGUAAACGGGCUCUGAACUGGGUACCUGUCCUGUUUAUUAACAUGGUUGUCGCCUGGUCUUAUUACGCCUAUGUGGUGGAACUCUGUGUGUAUACAAUCCCAAAUAAUGCGGAACGAAUUAGCUAUUUGGUCCUCUUUCACAUUUUCCUUGCCAUGUUCAUAUGGUCUUACUGGAAAACCAUCUGGUCCAAACCAUCUAGUCCUUCAGUAGCAUUUGCUUUGCCGCGAGCAGAGAGGGAACUGUACGAGAAGGAGCAGCGAGCCGAGGUGCAGCAGGAGAUCCUGAAGAAAGCGGCCAGGACUCUACCUGUGUACACACGCACGGCUGGAGGAGCCGUCAGGUACUGCGACUUCUGUCAAGUCAUCAAACCGGAUCGCUGCCACCACUGCUCAACGUGUGAAAUGUGUGUGCUGAAAAUGGACCAUCACUGCCCCUGGGUGAAUAACUGUGUUGGGUUUUCAAACUACAAGUUCUUCAUUCUGUUCUUGGCCUACGCGACGCUCUACUGUGUUGUCAUCUGUGCAACAGUUGUGCAGUAUUUCAUCAAAUUCUGGACAAAACAACUUCCCGACACACAUGCCAAAUUCCACAUCUUGUUUCUGUUUUUCGUGGCAGCCCUCUUCUUCAUUAGCAUCGUGUCACUUUAUAGCUACCACAUGUGGCUCGUGGGGAAGAACAGAACCACUAUAGAAGCUUUUAGAGCUCCUUUUUUUGCUAAUGGUCCAGACAAAAAUGGCUUUUCUCUUGGCUUUAAACGAAAUGUGGCCGAGGUGUUUGGAGAGCGGGCGAAGUACUGGUUCUUUCCUGUUUUCUCAAGUCAGGGGGAUGGACAUUCCUUUGUCACCAGACUGGUGCACAUAGAUCCUGAACAAGCAAACAGUGUCCUCCAGCAGAACGGAAAAAUCCCCAUGGAUGGAAAGACCAACCUCUGUGUGGUUGCUGAUGAUGUGCCUCACGCAGAGGGCAACAUCAAAGAGAAAACUGAUGGAGGCCAAAUGGUUGCUGUGACAGUAGACCGCGAGCCCUAGAAGGUCACACACACCUCUGUAAAAUAUAUGAGCUGCAUUGCCUUAAACAAGGAGCAUCAAUACCUCCAGGACCAUCCCUGGCACAUAAACAAUACUGUUGUCAUGACAACAAACUCUCUACAGCAACUUUGUAGACUGCAACAGUCUGAAGCUGAGGAGAUUUGGGAUUUUGUCUUUGUAUCUGCUAAAGACUUUAUUUUUUAUUAAUUAUUUAAUCUAAAGCAAGUCUUUGAGGCCAGUAUAUGUUUUCACCAUCCACCACAUCUGCACUUGGUAACCAGUUCAUAUGUUUCAUGAAGAGAUUCAUUCUCCCUCAGUGUUAACUAAACAUUUAAUUACUAAAGCUUCAAUCAGGGUCUGCUAGUAGAACCACUUAAGCCCAAUUUGUUUGAUAAGAUUUAAAUGAUAAGAGAGUCUAACACCAUCGUUGUCUAUAAUACGUUAUAAAUGUUUAAUUCCAAAUAUGGUGUAAUUAUCAGGGCCCGUAAUAAACUGCUGGGUGGUCUUAAAUUUAGUUUACAAUAUGUUUGGACAUUUUUAAAACUUUCUUUCUGUUUACACUUUUCAUACGUUUUUUUUUAUUUUUUAAAUGAUGAAGGAAUACUCUGAUAUUGGCUGAAAAUGUGAGCACCAAAGCUUGGAACAUUUCAGAUAUUUGAGAAGCAUAACCUGUAGUGGUGCAAAGUGAUUGAGAUUACCAUUUUUCAUUCCACUGUUUGUUUUCAUGUUUUUAUAGUACAGGGUGUAUUUAUUUGUAAGCAAAAACAAGAGAAAAAACAACUAAGACACAAUUAAAUUGGUGUCGGGAUGAACUCGGAAAGGUCGGAAGCAUUUGUUUCAAAAAGUGUCCUUGAGCCAAAACCAGGAUACACCAAGAAGAAAGGAUUUUCAUACCUCAAGUAUGUCAGCGAUAAUAAUAGUCUUUUCUGCCAGCCCUUUUUCAUGACUGCAUUCCUUUUAAUGGACAUUAUGCACAGCUCCCUAUGAGGUUUGACUGAUAAGUUCAUUGUAGACUGGUUUCUGAUGUGGAUGUAUUGGUUGUUAUUUAUUGCUAACUUUACUGACUGAAUGUUUGAAGCACAAUUUGCUAACUUGAGCUGCUAAUUUCACAUGUGUAAAUAACAGCUUUUUUCUUGUGCAAACUGUUGAUGCAGCAAUAUUCUGAUUGAUCUGUAACAAUAAAACUUAUUAAAGUCAA